UUUACUCUUUCCAGUGUCGCGGCUCUGUAUUCCAACGCCUUCACGCUGGGUUUCAGCAACGCGGAGCGUCAAGCCACAGCUCGUGCUUUGCUUAGGCACAAUUCACAUCAAGAUGGCUCCCACUAUCACACAAAGACCGCUGGUGGCCUUCACCCUUUAUAUAUCAAGUUCAACAAGGUCUUGACAUCCCAGGAUGAGAGGAUGAUAACACACGAGGAGUUUGUAGAAGCUGCGCUUGAGGAUGUUUUUGAUGCACUUUGUAUGCAAGACCGCCUGGACGGCGGAAUCUCACUGCUUAUCCGUUGCCCUGGGUCUCAGGCAAGAGACAGUCUGACACCUGAAUGGAUUGCCGUCAACGUCUAUGUCACUCCCCGCGAGCUUCAUGAGUACCCAGAACAGGUUGGAGGGGACGUCUCA
Messenger RNA from Suillus paluster, 417 nucleotides. RefSeq lists its product as uncharacterized. The transcript has 2 exons. The annotation marks the transcript as partial. NCBI's taxonomy places the organism in Eukaryota, Fungi, Basidiomycota, Agaricomycetes, Boletales, Suillaceae. The record is from RefSeq and is a predicted model, not a curated record.